Molecule: messenger RNA, 1383 nt
Organism: Aspergillus sclerotioniger CBS 115572
Lineage: Eukaryota; Fungi; Ascomycota; Eurotiomycetes; Eurotiales; Aspergillaceae
Product: NADPH oxidase family protein
Exons: 3
Coding region: 1-1383 (460 amino acids)
Biological process (GO): intracellular iron ion homeostasis; copper ion import; iron ion transport
Cellular component (GO): plasma membrane
Molecular function (GO): ferric-chelate reductase activity
Source: RefSeq, a predicted model, not a curated record
AUGCUCCUCUAUCUCAGCUGGCGUAUAUUUCUUAACUGUUAUUUUACAUACAUUCGUCCAUGGUGGUUAGUACAUGUGGCAUACUCAAGCCUACGGCCAACAUUCUGGGAUAUAAAGAUUAUUUUGAAGCCUCAAUUCCUGGGGCCCAUCGCAUAUUUUGCUGGAACUGCGGUAUUCAACAUUAUCGGGGUAAAUUCUAUCUCUGAAGCUGGUAUCCGUGCAGCUCGUCUCUCAAUCUUUACUUUGUUACUUCUUUUUUGGGCCGGAGAUCAUGAAUAUGGAGCUCGUCUGCUUGGAGUAUCAUUAGGGACCUAUCAGUACAUCCAUCGAAUAUCUGCAAUAAUGGCAGUACUACAAGGCACUAUUCAUGUGGUUAUUAAAGGCCAGGAGAUGCACUUCUCAGCUUCGAAUACUGUACAAUUCUAUGGCCUUAUGGUAAGAUCUAUGUUUCUCGUGCUGCUACUUUUUCCACUAGUAAAACGGCGGGUCUAUGAAAUAUUUCUCAAAAUUCAUCAAGGAUGUGCAAUCUUUACUCUCUACAGUAUUUGGCGGCAUGUUAAUGCAUCGUACACAAGAUACUGGGUCUACUUGCUUACAGCUACUUUUACUACUACAGCAAUCCUGCAAGUGUCUCGCAUAAUCUUUCGGAAUAUAUCAAGGGGGAAAAAGUCCACUAGAUUCGUUACCCAAUCUUGUGGAGAUGGUAUGAUCCGUGUAACAUUGUUACUCCCACGACCGUGGACGAUACGAGCUGGAGAGCGUGUCAAUAUCAAUAUUCCAGGACUCGGAUUUCGCUAUACGUUUCAAUCACACCCGUUUUCCAUUGCAUGGUGGGAGGAAGAUACUUCUGGCAGAGUCCAGUCUAUUUCACUACUUAUUAGGGCGCGAUCUGGCUUUACUAGGAAGCUAAUCGACUACUCGACGUCAUCGAUACAACAAAGGGCAUGGAUUGAUGGUCCAUUCGGUCCCUCUAGUGUCAGUUCGAUAGGUCCUUUAGGAGUUGGGGAUUACAGUCAUGUUUUCAUGGUUACUACUGGAAUUGGCAUUGCCGCUCAGCUGCCAUAUAUCAAGGAGCUUCUUUCUGAGACCCGUAAAGGGCGAACGAGAACGCGGAAAAUAUCACUAGUAUGGCAGUUACAGCGAGAGGGAGACUGGGAGGGUGCAAGAGAUUGGCUACAAGACUUAGUAGAGCAAGAUAACGGAUGUAUGUUAAACGUCACUAUCUAUGACCAGCUGGAAUCACCGUCAAAGGUUCCACAUACAGUCGGACAUCACGAACUGAUCACUACAUAUUGCGGCAAUGUAGACUGGAAAGAGCAGCUAUUAAAUGAGCUAGAGCACCAGGUCGGUCAGCUUCUCGUGGCAGGUACUGUUACAUCAUGA